Heterobasidion irregulare TC 32-1 is the source of this 1539-nucleotide messenger RNA. RefSeq lists its product as uncharacterized. Bases 1 to 1539 code for a protein of 512 amino acids. The transcript is spliced from 4 exons. The record is from RefSeq and is a predicted model, not a curated record. NCBI's taxonomy places the organism in Eukaryota, Fungi, Basidiomycota, Agaricomycetes, Russulales, Bondarzewiaceae.
AUGUCUUCCCUCCUCUCUGUCCUCAAAACCAAGCUCGGGGAGUACAUGCUCGCCCUUCCCGAUGGCGCCGCCGAGUACGAAGAUUACGAGGCCUGGGCGCAGGGGUUUGCCAAACGAGUGGCUGUGUUCGACCGAUCGGCGCGUGGGCAGGAAGUGCCCGAACUUGCCGACUGGAUCGCCGAGGCCGAGCGCGGCCUCGAUCAUAUGGCCACCGACCACUGGCUAGCCUGGGGAACGCGAAUCUUGCCGCAGCGUGCGGUGCGCUUUGCCGCGCAGCAACAAGCGGUCGAGGCACAGGCCCUGGAGGAGGAAGCUGCGCGGGUAGCCGCUGCCGAACGCGAGGCUGAGGAGGCUGAGGCGGCGCGCGCUGCUUCUAUCCUUCGGGUGGCCGAAGAAGGUCGUCAGCGUCGCCGGGAGGCACUGGUGGAGGCGAUGUUCAGUGGGUUGCUCGAUGCGGAAGAGGGAGAUCGUCAGAUGGCCGCCCUAGAAGCCGAGUCCGUUCUUCCUCUCCCUCUCUUUCUUCGUUCUCCUUCUCCAUCCGUUCCUGCCGCGUCCUCCUCUCGUCCCGAGCCCUCCUUCGCCCCUUCGCCUUCUCAACCUCAUCCCUCGGUCGCCGAGUCCGACCUCGCAUCCGCAACCGCCGCCUUGCAUCGCAUGAGCGUCGACCCGGUCGCUUCGGCCGCCCCGACCAAUGUGAACGGCAAGCCGUCGGCGGCUGCUGUUGUUGUCGAGUUCGCGCGUCAACGGACGCCAUCUUCCGGCCGCGUCGUGCUUCCUCUGGGCCCUGGUCACGGCAGGAUGUCGACGGUUCGGGCCCCAGAGGAACGGAAUGGUGCCGGUAAGGUCUUCAAGGACCCCCCUGGGCUAGUAUCUGGUGAUCGCCUGGCCGAGUACGCCUGUAGUCGGUGCUCCUCCGAUUUCUCGACCGUGGCGUUUCGUUGCUACACCCGGCCUGGUCAGGUGUCUUGUAUCAAGUGCGCCGACCAGCAAAAGGGGUGCAGUUUCCAGCCCGGGUGGACACCGACGGGGAAAGGAAAGUCGACGGGGAAAGGAAAGUCGACGGGUAAGGGGAAGUCGAAGGGGAAGGUUUCCGACAAGUCGGAAGCGAAUGAACUGUUGCGCCCGUCAAAAAAACGCAAGGUCGAGGUCCUCAUGCCCGAACGUUCUGUCGGUGCAAGCAUAGCGCAGACCAGAGGUGUGCGGGCUCGGAAGCCUGUCCAACGCCUUCCCACCACCACCCGUGCCGUUCCCUCCUCCUCCCGCUCCCGUUCUGUCGCCGUCCCCGCCCUGUCCGACUCGUCUCGUUUGUCGCCGAUCGUUGCGCAAGGCAUCGCGUCCGAUCUUCGGUACCGGAUCGCUGUGGCGGAGGGUACGCGGGCUUCGUUGGCGCGGUCGAUCAAGAUGUGGCAGGCGGAGUUGGAGUCGCUCGAGGUGCAGGCGGGUCCGUCUACGUCUUCGGACGUCGUCUUGGUCGAGGAUUUGUCGGCGGCGGAGGAUUCGGAUAUGUCUGUGUCGGGCGAUUUCAUACCCGAUGAGUAG